This is a messenger RNA of Nymphalis io (European peacock), 2264 nucleotides long. RefSeq lists its product as uncharacterized. Bases 513 to 2063 code for a protein of 516 amino acids. Lineage: Eukaryota; Metazoa; Arthropoda; Insecta; Lepidoptera; Nymphalidae. The transcript is spliced from 2 exons. The record is from RefSeq and is a predicted model, not a curated record.
AUAAUCGUAUUUCUACUAGUACACAGUCUUGUCACCUCCUAAUAGAGUCUUUAUGCUGUGCCUAUACUGUAGAUAUAGAGUGUCAUAUCUUGCCUGAAAUUACAAAAGUGUUACCGUCGUCUUUCGUACACAUCAAUCACGUCUCUAUUCCUCCAGGUCUUAAACUAGCGGACCCGAACUUCAACGUUCCGUCGGCCGUAGAUAUCCUGGUAGGGGCUGAAGUGUUCUGGGAGGUAUUAAGUAAAAAUUAUAUAGAUUUAGGGAAAAACUUACCUAAAUUACACGAAACUAGAUUCGGAUGGCUAGUAUCAGGUAGUAUUCCCCACCAAUCUAAACAAAAAUCUAUUUUUAAUCAUUUUUGCCAUCACACUAAUGUCACUCCCGACCUUACUCAAUUCUGGGAGCUUGACAACGUUUCUUCAAAACAUUCAUAUUCUCUAGAAGAAAGAGCAUGUGAGCAAAUUUUUAAGCAAACCACUGUUCGUAACAAUGAUGGUGGAUUUGUAGUCACCAUGCCUUUAAAGGGUGACCCUAGUAAUUUAAGUCAAUCUUAUUUUCAUGCUAAAAAUAGGUUUUUAUCCCUUGAAAGGCGAUUUAGGCGUGACCCUAUUUUUAAAAGGCAUUAUAUUGAAUUUAUGCGAGAAUAUGAAAACUUAGGUCAUAUGACUUUAGACUCGCACUCUACUUCAGUACCUGAAAUCUCUAAAUUUCAAUAUUUUAUUCCCCAUCAUGGAGUUGUUCGAGAUUCUAGUACCACGACAAAACUACGCGUAGUAUUCGACGCAUCAGCCUCUACCAGUUCGGGUGUGUCUCUUAACGACAUACAGAUGGUCGGACCAGUAGUUCAAGACGACCUGUUUUCAAUUUUAACACGUUUUCGUCAGCAUAGGUACGUGGUUUCAGGUGACGUUGAAAAGAUGUAUAGGGCGAUUGAAUUAAAUCCAGUUCAACGACCUCUUCAAAAAAUUAUUUUUCGUUUUAAUUCUUCAGAACCUCUAAAGACCUACACAUUAAAUACGGUGACUUAUGGUACUGCCUCUGCCCCCUAUUUAGCUACAAAGUGUCUCACAAGUCUAGCUGAUAACCUUGACGACUAUCGUGUUCAAAGCGCUAUUCGUCGUGAUUUUUACGUAGACGACUAUUUGAGUGGAGGGAAUACCAUAAGCGAAACUAUCGAAAUUUCAAAAAAGGUACAUUCGGUUCUAUCAUCAGCUAAAUUUAAUUUACGUAAAUGGAGAUCAAAUAAUCCAGAAAUUCUUAGACAUGUUACUAAUAGUAAAAUCGAAUCACAAAAUACUCUACAUUUCUUUGAUCAAGAUCCGAAUUCUUGUCAGGCUAAAACUCUAGGUCUUAAUUGGGUUUGUGAUUCAGAUUCCCUUACAUAUACUAUUAAUAUAACGCCAAAUACUAAAAUUACUAAACGUCAUGUUCUUUCUGUAAUUAGUAAAAUAUUUGAUCCACUGGGUCUAGUAGGACCUUGUGUCGUUCAAGCAAAAAUCAUUAUGCAGAGACUUUGGAUAAAUAAAUAUGAUUGGGAUGACGAGAUGUCACACGAGCUUAAAAAUUUUUGGUCGACAUUUGAAAACACUUUGAUAUCAUUAAAUAAUUUAAAAAUACCACGAUGGGUUUUGUGUCAAGACUCUAUUAAACACGAAAUUCAUGUCUUCACAGAUGCAUCGGAAAAGGCGUACGGGGCAUGUCUGUAUAUUCGAUCAAGUAGUGAUAAUGGCUCUACAAAUGUACAGCUUCUAGUCUCUAGAAACCGAAUAGCGCCUGUCAAACCGACGACCAUACCGAGGCUUGAACUUUGCGGAGCUUUGUUAGGUGCAAGGCUGUGUACUAAGGCCAAAUCCAAAUGGUUUAGUUCCAGAGGGGAGGUGAAACCAGGGUCUUUAGUCCUAAUCAAGGACAAAACAACACCACCGCUGCUCUGGUCCCUGGGUCGGGUCACACAGACCUUUCCCGGCGUAGACGGAGUCACGCGGGUGGCAGAAAUCAAAACGAAGAGAGGAACAAUUCGUCGCGCUUUCAAUAACAUCUGCCCCCUUCCUGAUCAAGAUUGAAGAGCACUCUUCAACCCGGGGAGUAUGUCGGCGCUUCACAUAUGCCGACGACGAGAGAGGCGCGGGGCGCGGGGCGCGGGCUAGCGGCCCGUUGCGCGUGCGCCGCGAUUCACCGGUCACUCAGCGAGCGACAGCCAACUAGGCGGACACUUUAUCGUCCUUGCGUGCAAUUUGAAUACGCGAAUAAAUUAUUAUAAUACA